Molecule: messenger RNA, 6666 nt
Organism: Mus pahari (shrew mouse)
Lineage: Eukaryota; Metazoa; Chordata; Mammalia; Rodentia; Muridae
Gene: Alg10
Product: ALG10 alpha-1,2-glucosyltransferase
Exons: 3
Coding region: 104-1528 (474 amino acids)
Biological process (GO): protein N-linked glycosylation; dolichol-linked oligosaccharide biosynthetic process
Cellular component (GO): endoplasmic reticulum
Molecular function (GO): dolichyl pyrophosphate Glc2Man9GlcNAc2 alpha-1,2-glucosyltransferase activity
Source: RefSeq, a predicted model, not a curated record
CGGCCCUGCCGUCCCUCGUCCCGCAGCGCUGGGCCUGGGAGCCCGCGUUCCGGGGCUCGGCGCUCCGGGCUGCCGCGGCUGCCCGGCCGCCCGCUCGCCCGCCAUGGCGCAGCUGGAGGGCUAUUACUUCUCGGCCGCCUUGAGCUGCACCUUCCUGGUGUCCUGCCUGCUCUUCUCCGCCUUCAGCCGCGCUCUGCGGGAGCCGUACAUGGACGAGAUCUUCCACCUGCCGCAGGCGCAGCGGUACUGCGAGGGCCGCUUCUCCCUGUCGCAGUGGGAUCCUAUGAUCACUACGUUACCUGGCCUGUAUCUGGUGUCGGUGGGCGUGGUCAAACCUGCCAGCUGGAUCCUUGGAUGGUCGGAGCACAUCAUCUGCUCCAUUGGGGUGCUCAGAUUUGUCAAUCUUCUCUUCAGCGUUGGCAACUUCUACUUACUGUAUUUGCUCUUCAGGAAGGUACAACCCAGGAACAAGGCUUCUUCAAGUAUCCAGAGAAUCUUGUCGACAUUAGCCCUAGCAGUAUUUCCAACCCUCUAUUUUUUUAACUUUCUUUACUAUACAGAAGCUGGGUCUGUAUUCUUCACUCUUUUUGCUUAUUUGAUGUGUCUUUACGGCAACCAUAGGACCUCGGCCUUGCUUGGGUUUUGUGGUUUCAUGUUUCGUCAGACCAACAUCAUCUGGGCCGCCUUCUGUGCAGGCCACCUUAUUGCACAGAAGUGCAGCGAAGCCUGGAAAACAGAACUGCAGAAGAAGAAGGAGGAGAGGUUUCCCCCCGUUAAGGGGCCGCUCUCAGAGCUCAGAAGAGUGCUGCAGUUUCUGCUGGUGUACUCCAUGUCCCUGAAGACCCUGAGGAUGCUCUUCCUGUUGACCUGGCCCUACAUGCUUCUGCUGUUGGCGUUCUUUGCUUUUGUGGUAGUUAAUGGUGGGAUUGUCAUUGGCGACCGGAGUAGUCACGAGGCCUGUCUCCAUUUUCCUCAGUUGUUCUACUUCUUCUCCUUUACUGCCUUUUUCUCCUUCCCUCACCUACUUUCUCUGACCAAAGUCAAGACUUUCCUUAGCUUAGUUUGGAAACGUAGAGUUCAGUUCUUUGUGAUUACGUUAGUCUCCAUGUUUUUGGUUUGGAAAUUCACUUAUGUCCAUAAGUAUUUACUGGCAGACAAUAGGCAUUACACAUUUUAUGUGUGGAAAAGAGUAUUUCAGAGACAUGAAGUUGUCAAAUAUUUAUUAGUUCCAGCCUACAUUUUUGCUGGUUGGGCUAUAGCUGACUCUUUAAAGGCUAAGUCAAUUUUCUGGAAUUUAAUGUUUUUUGUAUGCUUGGUUGCUUCAACAGUUCCUCAGAAACUAUUAGAAUUCCGUUACUUCAUUUUACCGUACAUGAUUUAUAGGCUUAACAUACCUCUGCCACCCAUAUCUAGACUCGUUUGUGAGCUGGGUUGCUAUAUAGUCGUUAAUUUUGUAACUUUUUAUAUCUUUCUGAACAAGACUUUUCAGUGGCCAAAUAGUCAGGACAUCCAAAGGUUUAUGUGGUAGUGGUAGGGAUAUUUUGAACUUUAAAAGUUCUACAGCAAAUAACUGGGUAAAUAGAAGUGGAAUUUCUUUUAAGUAAAUUCAGGGAAGUGAAUAGAAUUAAGUUUGAGACUAGCCUAAAAGCUCUGAGUGAUAUUAAUAAAGUUGCUUGCAGUUGUCUUGAAAGUCUUUUCAGUGUUUGGGGAACUUUCUGUGUGUGUAGAGGUUAGGGGGCUGGAUAAGCUGUGCAGUGCUUGAACUUCCUCACCAACUCUCUUUUGUAAAGAACAGUAAGUGAGUUGAAAACCACUUACAAAUAAAUGACCCAGCAGUGUUUCUGAGUGAAAUUGCCAGAUAUUGUCGUAAAUAUGGCUCUGAUCUUAGAAUAGAUGUACAGAUGUAACAAUUCGUGCACUAGAGGCUUUGGGAUGUCUAAGAAACAGGUAUUUUAAUUUAGGGCAUAGGAAUGACGAUGACAUUUGAAUUCCUUAUUUGAAGUUUAUGCAGGCCAAAGAUAAACUGUGUUGAUCAUAAUACUUUUUAUGGAUAAUCUUCUGAAAUACUGCCCUGUUAGUUAUCCAGGGCGCCUGCACAAAACCAGCCACAAACCUUAUGGCUUCAGAGUUUCUCCUCACAUUCGUAUAGGGCAGCUCCUAAAUUCAAGUGUUGGCAGCACUCACUCCUUCAGGACCUGAGAGUCCAUGUCCCUGUAUGCCUCACCCAGCACUGCUUAGAGGGGCCUUGCUUUUGGACAGGUCCUCCAGUCUGUCCGUGUCUCAUAGGACUGUCUCCACUGGCUUCCUAUGCAGUUACUGCCAUUGGGUUUUGGGAUCCUCUGAUUCAGGGUAACAUUACCUGGAGACCCUUGAUUAUAUCUAGAAAAAUGUUUAAAGGAAGGCCCCAGUCAUAGGUCCCACAUCAUUUUGGGGUGUGUGUGUGUGUGUGUGUGUUGGGGGGGGUGAGGGGGGUAUGUCAUAAGAUGUGCUUGAUGAGAGCUUUAAGUAAAAGUUUGUUUUUAAUUGAGAGACCAAAAAAAAAAAAAAAAAAAGCCAAAUGGCUGAGGUCAUAUAAUUUGCAUUUGUCCCUAUUAUUCAAACAAACCGGAAGAACUCAGAAGGUGUGAGAAGUCAUUGGUUUAGUUUCAUUUUAUAAUUUAGUGAGCACUACUAGGUGUGACUACUAGGUGUGACUCUGGGGUUUGCUUUGUUUCGAUUUCGGUUCUGUGCUACUGUUGAUGCAAAUUAUGUUUCUGCUUUAAAUAUUAAAAAGAAUUAUCAAGUAUUUUUUUAUUAGGCUCAAUUGACUUUGUUGGCUACUUAGUGAUCAUAAGGGGCUCAGUGGUUAAAAGCUUGGGCCACCCUUGCAGGAACCCCAGGGUGGUGGUUCCUGGCUCCUAGGGCAGCACAGAGCCACGUACACCUCCACCUCUGGGGCACUGAGUGCAGGCUCUGGCUCUGCAGUGUCCCGUGCUCACCUGCAUAUCACCCACCACCCGCACACAUUUAAGUUAGAAAUGCUAACAGGUCAUUGUAGACAGUGUCACCCGCUGAAGGGGCUCUGCGUUCUCCACCUCUCUUCCAGUAGGAAAUUCUAAAUUCUAAAGCCUUCAUGAGAACGCCUAGUCUUUUGCCUGAGCUCCUUUGGCCUCAGUAAUGUUUCACCAGCUCUACUUUUAUGUGAAAAUCCACAGGCAGAGCCUCGUUUCCCAGAUGUAGUAAGAGUUUGUGUGCGGUGCAUUUGCUUACAUUUCUGCUUUCCGUGGAUCCCUCUCUUAGGGCUGCAUCUCACCAAAUGUGGAAGUAGUGUUUGCCCUUUACACCAGGACAUACUCCUGUAAGAGGAAUUUCUGUUCUCAUAGACAUCUGUGUUUGUCCUGUUACAAAAUACCCACUAUACACAAUGCAGCUUACUUCUAGGGAAUAGUUUAGGAUAUUUCCAGGAUAUUUCCGCAUUAUGCUCAUCACCUUUGUCUAGAGAGGAGAAGGGAUUCAUAGCUUUCAUUUAUAAUUCCUAGAGACUGAACAUAUAUUUUAGGUCCAGUUCAAACUAUAUUCAGAUAAAAUCAUGUUUAUUGUCUUAGAGCAAUUAGAAAGUCUUUAAAUGUUAAGACAAGUAUAAUGUACAUAAUAUUUUUCAUAGAGGAAAUUAAAAUAAGAUAUAGAAAAAAAAUGUCCUUGAUUUUGGCUCCAGAAUAAAAAGACAAAUUGUUGAAGGACGUUUGUUUGUUCCUAAUCUCAAAUGAGAAUGUUAUGUCUGAACUCUAGUUAGUACCUGGUAUGAGUACUACUGUAUUUCAGCAGGGAUUCAUGCUGUAUUCCAUGUUCGUGAAGCCCAUAAAUACGCUAUAUGAUGUAUAUUGAGUAAAUUGGUAUUGACUAGAGUUUUCAAUAUAGAAGGAAGCGGAUAUUCUAGAAAAGUACCUUAUAACCAACUUAAUCUUAGGAAGUAAAUUGUGUUUUGUAAUAGCCAUCCUGACCCCUUCUCCAUGUUUUCUGAAUGUUAUUUUCUAUAGCGAUAAGUGCAGACAUGCACAUUUAGUAUCUGCUGUCUGCAGCAGGAUAUGAUUUUAAUAAUACCAUUUAAAAUGCAAGGUCAUUCAGUAUUACAGUAAGUUUAGGUGAUUUGCCCUACUUUAAUCCUCACAUCCCAGCCAGUUAGGAACAUCUUCUGUUGGGUUUUAGCUCUUUGGAGGACUUACUUUUCUUUGGGUGCAUUUUAUGCAUAUGAAGUCAAUGGCUAUAUGUUGUUAAGAGAUGAUAUAUAGUAAAUUAGAUACUGGUGACACAAUUUUAAUAUAUCCAUGAUUCCAGCACUAAAUUCCAUAAUGUUUGGUAGUUAUUUCUAAAGUAAAUUUUGUGAUAAUAAGUAAUCCAAUAAUUUCUUUAUGUUAUUUAAGAUGAGAUAGUGGCCAUUUCUUCGUAUCGUACAUACUGUUAAAGCAACACUAGGAUGUAUUUUUCUUUCAAGAAAGUAAAUAUUAUAUGGAAUUUGCAUUUAGAAAUUUGAUCAGUUUAUUUGAGCCCUGUAUUGUCCUGCUCAAGAUGAAUAAGAAUGAAAAGAAUUGCAGUAGUCCUCUUUAUCAAUAGUGUUUUGCUGGUUCACACACACACACACACACACACACAGCUGUGAGCUGUUGCUGUUGUGCCUCACACUCAAAGCUCAUUAAGAGAAAAUGGAGGUCGCUACUCUACUGGUCAGACCUCUCAUAGCUUGUUACUGUGUGAGUCAUGUUUCUGAAAUUGUAGGAGCUUUUUAGAGGAAAACGAAUAAAAUGAUAAACACUUAGGUUUUAUUACAAGACAUUGUUAAAUUGUUGAUGUUUAAUUGGAAAAACAUAGCUCCCAUAACAACAAGUUCUUACAGUUACUUGAAGGCAUUAUACGUUAUCCAUUGCUUUAAAUGUAGACCAGAGGUCAACAAAUAGGUUUUAACUCACAAAAAUACACCUUUUCUUUUUAAUUAAGUAGUCUUUUCAGGGGAAUAGAGCUCCCCUAAAUAAGUUUUUUAUUUACUGAAAAUAUUUCAUUGGGAAAGCUUCCGACUUGAGAGAGUAGAUAGAGCAUAGUGUCUUUUUCAGGGGGUCUCAAAACCUGCCAAUUUAAACGUGGGUUUUAUUACAGCUAAUCUUUAUAUUCUUUGGUAAGUCAAGUUCAAGAAUCUCUUGAAGUAUUCUGCCUUUCAUAUAUUUUGUUUCUGAAAUAAGGUGGAUGUUUAGCUGUUGUUAUCCUGUUUUUGAAAUUGAGUUAUACAACCAAGCCAAAGGUGGUAUAAAAUUUCAGUGUACCGGUAAUGUAGAAGUAUUUAUCUUACACACAUUUGUAUUUCUUUGUCAAUACAGAACUGUCUUUGUGUUUCCCCUGUAGUGAUGAACAGGAAAGUAGUGAGUAAUAAGUUUGUAAUGAAAUGUUUACUAGGUGAUGACAAUGUGCUAUGUUUUAAUGUAUUCCUGUAAUAUAACUUUUUCUACUAGUCUAGAUUAAACUUUUUAUAGUUUUGUAUUGUUUUGAACCACAAAGAUUUAUAACUCACCUUUGUUAAUUAUUGUUUGUCAUUCAAGAAAGGUCUCAUAAUCCAGGCUAGCCUGGAAUUUUCAGUGUAGCCAAGAAUGACCUUGAACUCCUGAUUCUUUUUUGCCUCUCUCUCUGGACUGCUGCCAUUACAGGCAUGCUGCAGCACGCCUCCUUUAUGCGGUGCUGGGGAUCAAAUUUAGGACCUAAAGCCUGAUAGGCAAGCGCUCUACCAGCUGGGCCGCAUCCUCAGCCCUGCUUGGUAUACUGUGACUGAAAAUGGUUCCUGAGUUACCUGAAGUGAAGGGAAAUAUACAACCAAAAGUCAUUUGUUCCAUGAUUAUGUCUCAGAUGAUGUGACCUAACAUACCCUGCCAAUGGAACUGUUGUUUUACCUCACGGAUUUGCGGUUUGUUUCUGAUUGCGGUAAUAGGUUUGGAAGCAACCUGUACUGUCUACUUCUGUCUCACUGUUUCUUAGUUCUCUGUGUUAACUGUACCACACACGGAGAAACUGAGGAGAGAGUGUGCAUUUGUCUAAUACUGGAGACUAAGCAGAGAUUAUUUGUCUAAUGUUACAAAGUAGCUGUGUGAGCUCUGGUUUGUGAGCUAGACAGCCUGACAAGAAUCCGGGCUCUUAGCUGCAGCUGAUUGACAGGUGCGAAGGACACAAUCUACCUUCAUUUCUGUAGCAUUUUAGAAAAUUUUUCCAUGUAAAAUAGAACUCCACUAUUCUUCUAGGUCAGGCAGUUGAGGCACAUACAAACUGUCUCUUCCAGAGCAAUCUUUCAUCUCCCAUGUGCCAUCACUGCCUCCGAUUGUGUGAACACAAAAUCUACAUUGCAGGCUGAGAUGACAGCCCUAUAAACAAGGAAGCAAAGAUCUUUGAUAUCCAGUAGAGAUAUAGUUGCUUACAACUUAAUUUCUCAAAAGAACUUCGGUAAUAAAUGGUUGUUUUAAACUGAUCUGUGAUUUUUAAAUCUUGAAAGAAUUUGACCUUUAUUUUAAAUAUGUGAAGAUAUGUUUUAAAGGUUUUUUAAUGUUUUGCAUUUUGUUACAUUAAAAACUGCAGAUGUUUGACUCUAAAAUUGUGAUUUAUGUCAUUUAAACUCUUGAAUGAACCUAUUUAUAAGAAUAAAAGCUUUUAAAAUAA